Messenger RNA from Tribolium madens (black flour beetle), 3069 nucleotides. Its product is annotated as ubiquitin-protein ligase E3C. Gene Ontology annotation, molecular function: ubiquitin protein ligase activity; protein binding. Gene Ontology annotation, biological process: protein polyubiquitination; ubiquitin-dependent protein catabolic process. Lineage: Eukaryota; Metazoa; Arthropoda; Insecta; Coleoptera; Tenebrionidae. The coding region runs from base 107 to 2998 and encodes 963 amino acids. The record is from RefSeq and is a predicted model, not a curated record. The transcript is spliced from 9 exons.
GUAUACCCUGCCUGUCAAUGUCAAAAAUGACAUUCACAAAUUGUGAAAACACCAUUCUCAUUAUUUUGUAAUUUAUUUUUGUAGAAAGAAGUUAAAGUUUUGCAAAAUGGCGUUCAAAAUGUCAUACAGUUUUGAGGGCAAUUACAGGCCAAGACCCGAGCAAAACUUGUCAGGGGCUAGUAAGAAAAUUUCCCGAGAUGUUUUACUCCAAAAAACCCACGAAGAGAGACGUAAACGCCAGGAACAACGUCUGAAGUUACAAAGUGCGCAACUUUUGCAAUCACACAUUAGGAGUUAUUUAGUGCGGAAGCACAACAAGGAGACUGAAAGGGCGUAUUUUGAUACCAAUUUUGAGACAGUACCAUUGCAAGUGUUGUUAUCACGACUUUUGUUCUUUUACGACCCUGCUAAGGACAACAUGAGAUUGUACCAAAUAUCCGAACGUUUGCUCCAGCAAAAUGUGCAAAUUAGUCAAGCUUUGAGCUCAGACGCAGCCCUCUCGUGGCUCAUCAAAUGGUGGCUAGUUUUGUGCUUAAAAAGCUCCUACCACCCCGAUAUGACCCCCCUCAUGUUGAAUUGCCUCGACGCGUUUGUUUCCAACACACAAACGAUUGAAUACCUCACACGAAAGGGUUACUACGUGUACUUACGUACUCUUUUAGACAAUGACUCGAAAGAGUUGCUACAACAAAUCCUAAGUCUGAUUUAUCGCCCCUUUCAAUCCCUCCGUGUGACUCAAAGCUCCCAAGACAUUAUUUUAUCCGAAUUCUGCAGCAAUUUCCUCAAACCAACAUUCACAAAUAACGUAAAAACAGUCCUCAUACCGUACCUAAAAAACAAACGCGAUUUCCCCUACGAAAAAAUCAUAAGGUACCUAAAUAGUGGCUACCAUUUCCAAAUCAGCAACAGUUUGUUUUAUUGCAUCCUUGCACUUGAGCCCGACGAUUACGAACCCACAAGUGACAGUAUUCAAGUCUUGUCCACCCUCAGUGUGGACAUCCACCAAUUGAAGCCCCCAGUGUAUUUAAUAAGCGACGAUAGUGAUGAUGAGAGCGAAGUCCAAGUCUCGGAAGAAGAAUUACUCCUCUCUGACUACUUACAUAUCAUGAAUAAACCCGAAAGAGUGCGGAAAUGGUUACACUUUUUCGAACAACAUAGCAAUAAUGAAGAUGUUUUAAUGUCGCUCACGAAAUUUUGUCAUAAUCUCUUGCUCGUGUAUCGGGAUUCGAUCAGGAAGUUUCUAUUGUUGUACAAAUUGGGGUUGAAUGGCACUUUUCUUAACAAAUUAUGGCAUAUGUUGAAUCGGAAAAGGUCCCUCGAGGGGGAGCUCCGAGGGUCGUGUCUCCUCUCGUGGAAAGAGUGUCACACCACACUUUCGGUGUUUUGCGACACUUUUACUUUCUAUACGGAGACUUUAACCGAUCGAGAAAACUCCGACACUAGUGAGACUUUCACGCAGAAUGAUCUCUCCUCGAUGUCGAAAUUGUUGAAGAAUGUCGCUGUGGAUUUAGUCGAGUUGGGGUUUCCGAUGUGUCGAUCAAGCACGAUUCCGGCAACUCCGGAGAUUUUGCAUUUGUACAGUUCGUGUCUCAACUGUGUUAAAAUGUUGUAUAUGUUAGAUAUCCGGAAGCAGUUUUGCCCGCAUGGUUUUUGGACGGCGAAGAAAAUCCAUAUUUCGCAGGAUUUGUCCCGGAGGAAUUACCUCUCGAAGACGAUUAGGCCAUUUUAUGGGUUGGUUAGUGAGAUGGACGAUGAGGAGCAUUUGCCCCCAUUGUCAACAAUCGAGCAACGGUCGUUGGCAAUACUGCAGGAAUUGCCCUUUUUGAUCGGGUUCAACACGAGGGUGUUGCUGUUGAGGGAUUGGUGUAGGAACAGUUUGGGGGAAAAUGACUACCAACGGUUACAUAAUGAGUUUCUUAAUGAUAAUCUCGUCGUGAUAAGACGGACGCAUUUGUAUGAAGACGCGUUCGAGAAAUUGUCGGUCAAAAAUGAGUCCGAUUUGCGACACAAAGUGCGAAUUCAGUUUAUAAAUAGUGUGGGAUUGGAGGAGGCAGGGAUUGACGGUGGUGGGAUUUUCAAGGAAUUUAUUAACGAGGUUUUAAAAACUGCCUUUGAUCCAAAUCGGGGAUUUUUCCUCUUAACCGCCGAUAACACACUUUAUCCCAACCCAAAUGUACACCUGAUUGUAGAAAACUUCAUGGAACAUUACUAUUUCAUCGGGAGACUUGUGGGAAAAGCAAUUUUCGAAAAUAUACUAGUGGACCUCCCUUUAGCUGAAUUUUUCCUAGCAAAAUUGUUAGUCGACAGGGCCAGUGCUCAUUAUUUAAAAUCCCUAGACCCCGUCUUGUAUCGAAAUCUCUUGUACUUGAGAGACUACCCUGGGGAUGUUAGUGACCUAGGGUUGGAUUUUACCACUGUUAAUAACGACUUGGGAGAGACUAGAGUGGUGGAGUUGAAGCCCCACGGAAGCAACAUUCAAGUAACCAAUGAGAAUCGCCUCGAGUACAUUCAACGCCUGGCUGAUUUAAAAUUAAACGUUCAAUUAAAGAAACAAUGUAUGGCGUUCAGGGGGGGCCUGGACAGUGUCGUGCCUCUGCUGUGGUUAAAACUCUUCAAUCAUAACGAAUUGCAAGUGAUUAUAGGUGGCGAUACGCAAGAAAUUGAUUUGAGUGAUUUGAAAGCUCACACUGUAUAUGGGGGCGAAUUCACGGGGGAUCACCCGACUGUGAAUCUCUUCUGGAAAAUCCUAAAUACGUUCACCGACACUCAAAAGAAAAUGUUGCUCAAGUUUGUCACAAGUUGUUCACGGCCCCCACUUUUGGGAUUCAAAGAGCUCAAUCCCCAGUUUUGUAUUCAAUCGUCGGGGAGUGAGGAUCGGAUGCCCACUGCGAGCACGUGUUUGAAUUUACUCAAAAUCCCGAUUAUUAAAGAAGAGGAGGUUUUGAGGAAUAAACUGCUGCAAGCGAUCGAACAACAGACCGGUUUUGAGUUGUCCUAAAAUGUGGAAGGUUUCUCAUUCCUUAUCCCUGUUUUGUUAUAUUUUUUCAUUAAUAAAUCUUUACAUACGUA